This is a messenger RNA of Daucus carota subsp. sativus, 666 nucleotides long. Its product is annotated as thioredoxin H2-like. The coding region runs from base 70 to 471 and encodes 133 amino acids. The transcript has 3 exons. NCBI's taxonomy places the organism in Eukaryota, Viridiplantae, Streptophyta, Magnoliopsida, Apiales, Apiaceae. The record is from RefSeq and is a predicted model, not a curated record.
UUAUAAAUGGAAGCGUUGAGAGUUCUAUGCUUUAAGCAAGAAAUUCUCUGAUCUGAAACCGUUAAGCCAAUGGGAGUUAGAUAUUCUUCUGUUUUCGCUUCCUCAAAUGGAGGCAAUCGAUAUGUUUCACCGAGGAAGUCCGGUCAGGUUAUCUCAUUUCAUUCCUCUGCUACAUGGAAAAGCCACUUCGAAGCUUCCAAACGAACGACUAAACUGAUGGUCAUUGAUUUCACGGCCUCAUGGUGUGGACCGUGUCACAUGAUGGAACCCAUUCUGCGCGACUUUGCUGCUACUUAUCUAGAUGUAGAGUUCAUCAAGAUUGAUGUCGAUGAGUUAGACGAUGUGGCUACAGAGUACGGAGUGCAGGCAAUGCCAACGUUCAUACUGAUAAAGAAAGGAAAAGAAAUCGACAAGUUUGUUGGGGCCAAGAAGGAUGAACUCCAGAAGAGAAUCGAGAAACACAUGACCUGAAGUACUAUUAAUCUGCAACUUCGUGGAAUCGAAUGAGGGGAGGAGCACAGAAGUAGAUUAAGAAUAAUGCAGAAUGUCAAUCUUAAAGUUCGUAUAAGAAUGUGAUGCCAACUUUUUUAAGAAAGUAUGUGAAGCAUGCAAUUAGCAGAAAAUAAUGAAAAGAAUGGAAGGGUGUGAUGAAUGCUUUGUUUACCA